Molecule: messenger RNA, 3114 nt
Organism: Pseudophryne corroboree (corroboree frog)
Lineage: Eukaryota; Metazoa; Chordata; Amphibia; Anura; Myobatrachidae
Gene: PRPS2
Product: phosphoribosyl pyrophosphate synthetase 2
Exons: 7
Coding region: 287-1246 (319 amino acids)
Biological process (GO): ribonucleoside monophosphate biosynthetic process; 5-phosphoribose 1-diphosphate biosynthetic process; purine nucleotide biosynthetic process
Cellular component (GO): ribose phosphate diphosphokinase complex; cytoplasm
Molecular function (GO): ribose phosphate diphosphokinase activity; ATP binding; magnesium ion binding
Source: RefSeq, a predicted model, not a curated record
AGAGAGGGGAGGCCCAGCCCUAAAACAGGACACGCUGCCAUCACUUCCUCCCAGAGCAGCAGCAAAUCCCCCUCCCACCAUCGCCGGCGCCUCCACGGCAGCCACAUGACACCGCGGUCUGCCUCUGCGCCCUGAUAGCAGGAGGGAAGAGAGGAAAUCGCACAGAGAUUCCGUGUCCCUGUCACCAGCAGCAGCAGCGCAGCUCCGGCUCCCGCCUCCUCCUCUGCCACCGGCGUGCUCAGGGUGCUCUCCUCACUCCGCAGCCCGGUGUCUGCACCUCGUCGCCAUGCCUAACAUCGUGCUCUUCAGCGGCAGCUCCCACCAGGAUCUCUCCCAGAAGGUGGCGGACCGGCUCGGGCUGGAGCUGGGCAAGGUGGUCACCAAGAAGUUCAGCAACCAGGAGACCAGUGUAGAGAUCGGCGAGAGUGUGAGGGGGGAAGAUGUGUACAUCAUACAGAGUGGCUGUGGGGAGAUCAAUGACAACUUGAUGGAACUCCUCAUCAUGAUAAAUGCUUGCAAGAUUGCCUCCUCAUCACGGGUCACUGCUGUCAUUCCAUGUUUUCCAUAUGCUCGCCAAGAUAAGAAAGAUAAGCAGAGCCGGGCUCCAAUAUCGGCCAAACUGGUUGCAAACAUGCUUUCUGUUGCUGGAGCUGAUCAUAUCAUCACCAUGGAUCUCCAUGCCUCCCAGAUACAGGGUUUCUUUGACAUUCCUGUAGACAAUCUAUAUGCUGAACCAGCAGUGCUCCAAUGGAUUAGAGAGAACAUACCCGAAUGGAAAAACUGUAUCAUUGUAUCUCCUGAUGCUGGUGGCGCAAAAAGGGUGACAUCCAUUGCUGACAGACUUAACGUUGAGUUUGCACUAAUCCACAAAGAAAGGAAAAAAGCCAAUGAGGUGGACAGAAUGGUGUUGGUCGGAGAUGUGAAAGACCGGGUUGCUAUCCUAGUAGAUGACAUGGCUGACACAUGUGGUACCAUAUGCCACGCUGCUGACAAGUUACUCUCUGCUGGUGCCACAAAGGUUUACGCAAUUUUAACACAUGGCAUAUUCUCUGGACCUGCCAUUUCUCGAAUCAAUAAUGCAGCGUUUGAGGCUGUAGUGGUAACUAACACAAUCCCACAAGAAGAUAAAAUGAAACACUGCUCAAAGAUCCAGGUGAUCGACAUAUCCAUGAUUUUGGCAGAGGCAAUCAGGAGGACUCAUAAUGGCGAAUCUGUGUCGUACCUCUUCAGCCACGUUCCAUUAUAAACUGUUGGCUCCCUGCAUGCAACAGUCCUUUGUUUCUUCUCUUUUAAAAGCAAACUUAACCAAAAUCCCAAUAAUAAAAAGUCUCCUUAGCAGUUUCACAAACUGUACCUUUUUCCCCAUCCUUGGAAGAGUGCGGCUUAGCAAGAAGAUAGUGUUUUGAAUGCUUUCGGUUUAUGGCAGUGCUGAAAGCAAUCCCUCAGUCCAAACUGCUCAUACCUAUGUUUAUAUUUAAUAAAACCUCUGUGGAUGUUUUGGAUACAAUUAAUGGCUGUGUACUUGCACAAGAUGAUUCAUUGGUGAAUGUCACCGGAUAGUUUUGACACUUUGAAUGUUACCUUCUCCAGUGAAAGGCUUUUGGAGAUUUGGGUUGUGUGGGAAGGGUAGGGAUAGCAUAUUGGGAGAGCUUAUUUUGUACUAGUUGCAGUUCUUAAAUUAGCAGAUGUGGAAUAUCUACAGUAGAUUGUGUUCUCUGAAUAUGGGCAGGGUUAUGGUAUUCAAAUUAUUCAACUUCAAAGCCCAAAUCCUCACAAACCUAGGCAGUUUUUGUUUAUUUUAUUUUUUACGCUAAGCUAAAGUAUAUAAUAUGAAGUUUUAGUAACAUGGACUGUUCCCAAUUUACCUGACGACACUUGCAGUAGAUCUAGGAGAAUUCCGUAUGAUAUCCCGGCUGUCGGGUUACCGGCGUCGAGCACAGCAUGUCCCGUCGUGUUCUCACUGUGCUUGACACGCUUUGUGCCCGGUUGCAACCACAGUGUUAUAUUCUCCCUCUGGUGGGGAUUCCAGCCGGCGGUCGGGAUUCUGACAGCCGGCAAAGUGUGUGCCUCCGAUCGAGGGUGGGCCUUGUUUAGACUAAAGUUCCUCACCCUUUUUGAACUUCCCAUUUGUGCAAACGCGAAGUUCAGCAGGGAAGGGUUUUAACGCCCCCAGACAAGGCCUGGCCAAACCAGAGUGAGGAUUAUCAGGUUUUUAUUUGAAUUUUUUGUGGAUUUAUUCUUUAAAUAGUAAAGCCAACACAAAAGUGCAAGUUUUACUUGUUGCGUUGUCUGUACCCCCCCCCCCCCCUCCCUCCCCAAUGCUAUUGUGAUUUUAUGUCCUGAUAAAUUUACGCCUAAGCUUUUGCAGUGCAAAUGAACAUAUUUAUGGCUCCUUAUGUAUUUAUACUUUCACCGUUGGCCUAAAAAGGCAUCAGGAGUACAGAUGUCUGUAUGUAUCACUGAGACUUGUGACAGCUGCCCAAAAAGAGUGCUCCCCUAACUUGCCGCCUUUAGAACCCUUCAAAAACCAGGCAUGUUCUAUAUUUAGCUAAUUCUAUUGCAGGCAAGUAAGUAUAGAGUAUGAUUUUAUAAGUUUCAUAUCUUUACCAAUGUGUUUUGUAAAUGUAUACUGCUUUGGUAAUACAAGUACAUGUACCACACAUCUAUGAGUCUUUUCCAUAUUGCCUCACUGCUGAUUGCUCAUUAUAAAAAGCAAUAUUUCUCUCUAAUGAAAUACAUCUAUUAGUGUCAUUUUCUUUUUCUUUUAGUUAUAAUGGUGUGCAUUGUUCCCGUUUUGCCAUCUUAUGCCAGCUAAAUUAUUUGAAUAUGUUGUUCUCUAUAGAGAACACAUUUAACAAACUAAAUAGAAAUGUUAUUGUACCAAGGCUGAAUUAAGUCAGAACUAUACGAUGCAUUACCUCGUGUGUUUUUGUUUUGUUCCUGUGUUGUUGUUUUUUUUUUAUAUUUUAAUGUCUUGUUUUUUGUGUUUUUUUUUUGUUUUUGUUUUUUUUAAGCAUUUCCUUUUCAAAUGGGUGUCUGUUGCAAUUCAGUUGAAGAAAAAAUACUAUUUUUGCUUAAACAUCAAUAAAUUGUAAGAGUUUUAUGUGGACCAAU